AAUGGUGUUCAGUCCCUCCCGAUACUGCUUCCUCCUCCCUCAAACUCUCUUCUUGUCGAUCUUUUAGCCUUAUUUUCGAGUGUCUAGAGACCCUUUCAACCACAAUAAUAACUCAAAUAAAGACCUUCAAGGUGAGGUCUUAUCUUUAAAGCAGCCAUGGGUUGCUGCUGCGGGAAGCCACGUGCUAAAUACGAGACAAAAAGAGAGCCGGACCAGCAGAAGCCUGGCGGUCAAGUCGUUGACGGUGGCGGUGGCUACAACCCUUCAAUUAUUGGAGGCUACAAUCAAGGUCCAAAUACAGCGAACCGAACUAACGGAAUGCACUUUCAGUCCAGUUCAGGAAUAAUGCAGCCAUCAUCCUUCCCAGGAAUGAUGCAACAGCAAAAAGCAACGAAUAUUUAUGUGGCUCUUUACGAUUAUGACGCGCGAACGAACGAAGACUUGAGCUUCAGAAAAGGCGAGCGCCUUCAAGUUGUUGAUAACACUGAUGGAGAUUGGUGGCUUGCUAGGUCGCUAACUACUCAAAGAGAAGGUUAUAUUCCUAGCAACUAUGUUGCUCAAGAGCAGAGUAUUAAAUCUCAGGAUUGGUUUUUUGGGAAAAUAAAACGAGUUGAUGCGGAGAAAAAAUUACUUGCUCCUGGGAAUCCUAAAGGAACUUUCUUGAUUCGUGAUUCUGAGACGCAACCUGGGAAUUAUUCACUGUCAGUCCGAGAUGGUGAUAAUGUCAAGCACUACCGAAUACGCAAGCUAGAUUCUGGUGGAUAUUACAUAACUACUCGAGCACCAUUCAGUACUUUGAUAGAACUUGUAGAGCAUUACAUUACUGAUGCCGAUGGAUUAUGUUGCAUGCUUUCACAACCAUGCCCAGGCGAAAAACCUAUCACUUCAGGUUUGUCACAUAAUACUAAAGAUGCCUGGGAAAUUCCAAGAGAAUCUCUUCGAUUGGAGCGAAAGCUUGGACAGGGUCAGUUUGGAGAAGUUUGGUCUGGUGUUUGGAACAACACCACUCCUGUUGCUAUCAAGACAUUACGAGUUGGGACCAUGUCACCGCAAGCUUUCUUGACUGAGGCACAGAUUAUGAAGAAAUUACGGCAUGCAAAUCUGAUUCAGUUAUAUGCCGUCUGCACCCAAGAAGAACCAAUAUACAUUGUAACAGAGUUAAUGAAGCAUGGCAGUUUACUGGAUUACUUAGUAAAAGGUGAAGGGCAACACCUCCAGUUACCUGCCCUUAUCGACAUGGCUGCACAGAUCGCUGCUGGUAUGGCAUACCUGGAAAAGAUGAACUACAUCCACAGAGAUCUUGCUGCUCGUAAUAUUCUCGUUGGCGACGGUAAUGUCUGUAAAGUUGCUGAUUUCGGCUUGGCGAGGCUGAUAGAAGAUGACGAGUAUAAUCCACAUCAAGGAGCCAAGUUCCCAAUUAAGUGGACAGCACCAGAAGCUGCUCUCUACAAUCGCUUCACCAUCAAAUCUGAUGUCUGGUCCUUCGGCGUGCUUUUGACCGAGCUGGUAACUUAUGGUCGAAUACCUUACCCAGGGAUGACUAAUGCUGAGGUACUGGCCCAAGUAGAGCGGGGUUACAGAAUGCCAAAACCACCCAAUGCAACAGAUCCAUUAUAUGAAAUUAUGAUAUCUUGUUGGAAUAAAAAUGAACUUGAUCGGCCGACAUUUGAAUACCUUCAGUCUGUACUAGAGGAUUACCUAGUAGCAACAGAGCCAAGCUACAGAGACGUUGCAUCUUAGGAGACUAACAUAAAAUUAAUGUGAGUCAAAUCAAGUAGUAACACCAGUAGCCAUGGUAAAAGCUUGUAGAGAGAUUGGUAACAUACAGUAACGUUUAAUCGCUGUACAAUUAUUUUUCAUUGCGCACCACCCUGAGCUGCACUGAAAUUUUACUUAUACUAUAGUCCACAAGGUAUACUUUUUUAACUUAAAUAUUUUAUGUGAUUUUUAUAUGUUAAUUUAAUAUAGGACUAAAUGAUAAAGUGUUUUAUCAAGAGCAGGUUUUAUUUGAUUGAGAAUAAUAGUGUUGCAGCACAUGGCUUGUCUAUUUUUACAGUCACUUAAAGCCUGCUCUGUGUGCAUAUAGUUUUUAUUGUAAGAUUAGAAAAGAUAGUCAGUUUGUGCAAAACUUUCCUGGAAUCUAUCCAAAAGACCCAUAUCUAUUAUUGUUUGCCACUCUAAUCAUUAAUCAAGACAAAAUUUGAAACAGCAAAAAUCAGCAUUAGGGUACACCAAAUCAAAAUAUGAUGACUAAUUUGAAUGACCAUUGUUAUGGACUGACAAGCCUUGAGUUCAUGUGGAAACAAAAGUGUUUUCACAUGUAUGAGAGGCCAGUCAGUCCGGAACAAUAUUAAUUAUCUAAAUUGGCUGUCAUAGUUUGGUUUAGUGUAUAACAUCAAUCAGAUAAAUUGUUGGGGUAGGUUCUCAUGUACUUUUAUGUACUCUACCAAUGUUUUGAUUGACAGUAGUCUACUGCGGUACACCUGUCACGACUUUUGUUGAUAAGCUCAUAGCAAUAAAAGCAUUUUGAUAAAUUGUUUUGAUAGAUAAUCAUAAAAGGUGACAUUCAAUUUUUUUUAUUUUGAGCUCAAGGGAUUUUUGUGCUUUUUUGUUUCGGCAAUCCAGAACCUUUUCUCCUUUGUUUCCCAUUUCGAACCAUAUCAUCAUCGCAAAAAUGAAACACUUUUCAUUCAUAAUAAUUUGCUCUGUAAAGCAUUUCCUGAAAAAGAGAUAUAAUACUCAAGGGAAGUAAAUGUGAUCUGAAAUGUUGUUGGAUUGCAUUAUCCUUUAUUGCUGCACAAACUUUUUUAUCUUUGCUUUUCUUACUUUUCUAUUAAGUUUUYUUUUAAUUAUUGAUUCCAAAAGAAGAAAAAACAAAAACGAAAAAAAUGUAACGUUUUCUUUUUUUUGCUUCUUUUGACCCAAACAUUGAUCUAUAUUUUUCAUUUGUAUAUAUCUACACUUUGAACUUACUUUCUAUAUUUACUUAUUGCAUAGUUCCAGAAAAUAUCCAUGCCCCACCCAUGGAGGAAAUUGGAAAUUCUGUAGGGGAGGGGAGUCAGAGAAAGAACAAAAUUACAGAGUUUGUAUGGACGAAGUUCCUUGAGGUAGGGGCUUCCUUUUACAAAUUCCGUCCAUGGUGGGAGUAUGGAUAUUUUCUGAAACUACACAAUGCAUAAAGUAGUCGGCAUUAAACAUUCUUAAUGGGGCGAUAACAAUGAGUUUAUUUCUGUAUGAUUAGCAUAUUAAUUAUAGUAUGAUGAUAGUGGGGUUCCAUGAAAUAUACUCACCUUUCCUCUCCCCUGCAAUGAGGAUGGAUUCACUUAUUUCCAUGACAGCAUUACCCAGUUCCAUGGAUCACAAAUAACAUCGAAAUUAUCAUCUAUGGAAUCUGUAUAGGUUUCCAAUUACUGGUUGAAUAAAACGUUUUUGAAAAACUUAAAAAUACACCCUAUUUGUUUUGAGGACAGUACCUAGUGUUUCCCGUUCCAGACCACAUGUCAUUCCCUUGAAUAUACGAUUCAGAAAAUUGAAUGAAUUUCUUACACAAAGGAAUAAUACUCAAGGGAAUAACACAAUGCGGAAAAGGAAAAUAAGAAAUUUAGUUUAUUGUUAGAGGAUGUCAUUGUGUGACAGUACUUGCCCAUCGUUGCAGACUGACAAAAAAAUUGAGAUUUUUUCAGCUGAUUUCAAAAAAUUGAGAAACAAGAAAAAAGGAUUGGUUAACUUGGUAGGGAUGGUUGGACAUGACAGACCAUUACUAUUAUUAGAUAGAUAAAUUGUAUUUCAUUUGAUUAUUGUAAAGACUAGAUCUCGACCAAUCAUUAAAACUCCAAGAGUUGAACAGCCUAGAUCUAUGACAGCACUGUUAGUCAUUAAUUCACUAUUUUUGUAAAAAAUUCUUAUCUUUCAAUAAAAUCGCUUCUAGCCAAA
Molecule: messenger RNA, 3933 nt
Organism: Actinia tenebrosa (Australian red waratah sea anemone)
Lineage: Eukaryota; Metazoa; Cnidaria; Anthozoa; Actiniaria; Actiniidae
Product: tyrosine-protein kinase STK
Biological process (GO): protein phosphorylation
Molecular function (GO): protein tyrosine kinase activity; ATP binding; protein binding
Source: RefSeq, a predicted model, not a curated record